AUGUCCACCGAUGCGUCGCAAGAAAUUCUGUCCCGUAUUCGGGAGACGCCACUAGAGGGAUUUAUUCACGGCAGCUACUUGCAAUCUGUCGGGCACUUGAUGACAGCAACAGCAAUGGCCGUAGUGGUGGACCCAAUUUUACAAGAGCGAGCAACCGCUUACCUGUGGACGAUCAGAGCUGAGCCAAUCUGGCAAGACAUCCUCACACAUAGCGGCUAUGUGGAAGAGUCCUUCGGCCCAGUUGAAUUCGUCUACCACCGUGAAAAGGACAACAAAACGAUCACCCUGAGGAUGAUCAACAAGUUGAGCUUCAACUUUUUCGCUACACACGAAGUGUGCUUCAUGACUCCGAGAGCCUGCUAUUAUCUGUUCGACAAGUUACAGUAA
Molecule: messenger RNA, 387 nt
Organism: Penicillium brasilianum
Lineage: Eukaryota; Fungi; Ascomycota; Eurotiomycetes; Eurotiales; Aspergillaceae
Source: the annotation of a GenBank genome assembly